Aspergillus pseudonomiae is the source of this 1256-nucleotide messenger RNA. RefSeq lists its product as uncharacterized. The transcript has a single exon. The coding region runs from base 100 to 1053 and encodes 317 amino acids. Lineage: Eukaryota; Fungi; Ascomycota; Eurotiomycetes; Eurotiales; Aspergillaceae. The record is from RefSeq and is a predicted model, not a curated record.
GAAUAACCUGGGGUUGUUUGUGGGUUGGAAACCACACUACUUACUCUGAACAAUCUUCAAUAUUCUAUACUCCAUCUGCUCUUUGAUUAGUUCUCCAUCAUGGGUGUGAUUCGUCUACCACGCCCAACGGGUGUUUAUGUGCCCACUUCUCCCAUUCGCAGCCUUACGACCGAUAUGAUCUCUAGUCCCCUUUCUCCCGACUUUACCUUUGACUCAGAGACUCUUCCUCCUUCAAUUCUUCCCGCCCUCGAGUACAUCUCCUACAAGCUCGAGCAGAAGAUGAUGCAUGCCACGUUACUAGUGGGUCGUGGAAAGCCAUACCCCACCGGCGAACCGUCCGAUCUGAUGGUAAUUCCCAUCGAGGACCUUGACCAACAAACAUGGCGGACCGUCUACCGCGCCGUGGUCAAAGCCGGCAAUAAGUUCUCCCUGGGUCAAAGCUGGACAGACGCCCUGAAUCGCAGCCAAUACGAGCGUCAGGCCAACGAGUACCUGGUUCAACAGUCGAUCAUGCAGAACGAGGUCAUCUUUAGCCGAGAAGGCCUCACGUUGCUCAAUGUAGACCGCAUCUAUACAUUUAAACGUCGGCUGUGCAUCCUUUCCAACCAAGGCAAAAAUCCCGAAGCGUCCUGUGUCACAUCCUGCGUACAGCUCCUACAUCGCACCAUUGGGGAUUUUCAGGGCCGCCCGUUCAGUAAAGCAUUCUUUCACCGCGUUUAUGAACAGCUCGACGUGCGGGACGAACUCCUGACCCACAUCGCCCAAACUUAUAAGAAGCAGUUCGGCCAGGAAGGGAUCAUCUUGCCGCCACGGGCGCGGGCAGAGCACAGCAGCCGGAACUCCCCGAAGCGCACCGUGCGGGCGCGCAUGGAGGCCAAUCCGCCGAGAUAUAGGGCUGCUCCGACAAAACGGGGACCCAAGACCCCACAGUCUGCUUCGGAUGUCACCCCUAUUACGAGGAACGAGUGGAACAUCCUUAAUUCCAACCUGCAGCAGACUAAGCCGACCGUCACCAAAUGGACGCCGUCGCCGACUGUUCUCGCCGCCGCUUGAUCUGGGGAGUGGAGAGCCAUAUGCCAGUCGGCAUCACAUGCUUAACCCUUACUUUUCCUAUCUCCAAGUCGGAAGACUGCUACUGCUUUGUUGCGGCCAGAACAUUCCGAGAUGGUUCGUAUCCGUCCAUCUGCCAAACAUGCCUUGGCCGGUCCCAAGUGGAUCUGGCCCAAGAUAUCGGCGAACCGGCCAACUCGGCCUUA